AUGUCAGACAGUUCGAGAUUUGCCGACUCUACUUUCACUUUGCCAAAGUAUUUAUCUUUGUGGAAUUUUACAACUACAACACCAUUUCUACAUAUCCCAUCAUCUGAACUACGUAGUAUUUUCUUUGCCAUGGAAUGGUACCUAAGAGUCAUCGUCAACCCAAUUAUUGGAGUUUUUGGAAUCUUUGGCAACGUUUUAAGCUGUGUAGUGCUCAAGCGGAGAGGGUUGCACAAAUCAUCUGACAUCCUUCUGUUCACUUUGUCUAUUGUUGAUACGCUAGUGUCUACAGUCACACUGGAUAUUGCAAGAAUAGCGACACAGAUUAAAACAAAAUCUCCUUUGUGGAAUAGAGUUCUUGACGUAGAUUGCUCUUAUACUUCGCCUGUGGGAAUAAUGUUGUAUUUCAGCAUUAUAAGUGAUGCUAUGUACACAUUUAGAAUACAGACAAGUAGUGUGAUUUGUGUUUACAUAACAGUAGAACGAUUUAUCGCUAUUUUCUACCCCUUAGAAUUUCGUCAAAUUGUUACCACAAAACGUGUUUGGAUAAUUUUAGCAGGCACUAUGCUAACAAUGGGAGUGUAUGCUGUUAACGCAGUAAGAAAUCUUGUACCCUUUUUAGAGUAUGAUGCUAAUAGAAACGUAUGCUUUAUGCAUCUUGCAAGAAUACAAAACAUGGUGGAUGAUAUGAUUGACAACAUUGUUUACUAUGCAUGCAGCCUUGUUGCCAUGAUUAUCGUCAUAACUGGUAUAACAGCUAUUGGCUUAAAACUAAUCAUCGUGAGAAAACGUCGCUUCACCAUGACAACAUCAAUUAAGCUGACCAAAUCAUCUCUCAAAACUACUAAAACCCUAGCGGCUGUGUGUUUCCUAUUUUCACUCACACAAAUUCAAAGGCUGCCCUAUACUUUAGAUAUUGGAAUGGAUAUUGAGAUAUCUGACAUGUACUAUCAGUUAAAUGAGACUCUGGAUUACUUAAAUAGUGGCCUCAACUGGCUUGUCUACAUCACACUGAACGACCAGUUUAAAAACAUGAUGGUCGAGAUGUUGUGCUGUUUAAUUACUAAAAAAUAA
This is a messenger RNA of Physella acuta, 1071 nucleotides long. Its product is annotated as FMRFamide receptor-like. Gene Ontology annotation, cellular component: membrane. Lineage: Eukaryota; Metazoa; Mollusca; Gastropoda; Physidae. Gene Ontology annotation, molecular function: G protein-coupled receptor activity. The record is from RefSeq and is a predicted model, not a curated record. Gene Ontology annotation, biological process: G protein-coupled receptor signaling pathway.